Umbelopsis ramanniana AG is the source of this 528-nucleotide messenger RNA. RefSeq lists its product as uncharacterized. The coding region runs from base 262 to 435 and encodes 57 amino acids. The record is from RefSeq and is a predicted model, not a curated record. Lineage: Eukaryota; Fungi; Mucoromycota; Umbelopsidomycetes; Umbelopsidales; Umbelopsidaceae. The transcript has a single exon.
AGGCGGUUCCUUGAGGUCGGUACACCCAAAAAGUGGAUAAAGAACGAGGUCUAGCUGGAAAGGCCAAGACUUCGAUCAAAUUCGCCUGAGGCGUAUCUAGAUUACUUGCGAUAAACAUCCAUUUAUCUCUGGCCAUUACUAGUAAAAUCGCCAAGAGAUUUGAAAAGGCUUUGCCUGCUCAAGCGAGAUCAACAAACCAUACACUUGGGAUAUUCAGCCGCCCCUCGCCUCCACGAUCAGCAUUCAAUCCUGUGGUUUGUUAUGCUGUUCCAUUACUUUAUUCAGUUGUGGGGACAGGUAUCAGAGAUAAUGUUACAUGUAUAUUCAAAUCACCCACUGAUCGCUCUCUUUCUCUUUCUUUUCACUCCUCUUCGAUCUCUAGAUUGCAUGUACAAGGGGAACAGGAUUGGAAGCUGUAGAAUCCUGAGGUGGUAAAUUAUGUAACUGUCGUCCAACCAGAUACGUAUCGUCUCGCACCGAUUGAACCCAGGCGCUGGCCGCCUUAAAGCACAACGACGUUCCACGAUA